Poecilia reticulata (guppy) is the source of this 4538-nucleotide messenger RNA. NCBI's taxonomy places the organism in Eukaryota, Metazoa, Chordata, Actinopteri, Cyprinodontiformes, Poeciliidae. The record is from RefSeq and is a predicted model, not a curated record.
GUUGGCAGCAGUGACCAGAAUAAAAACAGCAACACCAGACUCAAAGUAGGGGGGGGGAACAGAGUCGUCUCCCCUCUUGUAAUGACACAGCGUCUCCCCCGUAUCUUUUUACCUUUUUCACUCUACUUGUCCGCUCUUUGAGACCUCGGGGAAGAGGUAAUUAGCUGGGAGAGAAUAAAACCAGCUGAUCGGGAGAGGGGUGGUGCAUUCUGGAGAGAGAUGGCUAACAGAAUCGCUCUCUUGCUCGUCUGUGGAGUCGUCCUCCUAGCGUUGAUUCAGUCCUCUCUUCAAGGAGGUGUGUAUGUGCCACCUGGUACUGGAUAUAGACCAGGCGCUCCUUUGCCAGGGACUGGAUAUUUUCCAGGGUCAGCUGGAGGUGGUCCUGCAGGCUAUAAACCAGCAAAACCUGGAGCACUAGGAGGUUAUGGCGGUGGAGGCCGAGGUGCUGGGACCGGCGGUGUGGUACCAGGAGGAGUGGGAAUGGGCGGCCUUAGCUAUGGAGGGCUGCCAGCAGGACAAGGAGGAAAGCCUCCAAAACCAGGUUAUGGAAAUCUAGGAACUGGGAUCGGCGGUUAUGGAGGAUACGGUGGUGGUACUGGAGGGUUUUACCCGUCACAGAAAGCUGCUGCCAAAGCAGGUGCUGGAGCAGGAGUGGGACCUGGAGGUGCUGGAACUGGACCCUCUGUCCCCGGUGGAGCACCUGUUAUUCCUCAGACGGGGCUUCCAGGAGGAGCCGGUGGUGCAGCAGGAAAGAAAGCUGCCAAAGUGCCAGGUGUGGGUGUCCCUGGACUUUACCAAGGAGGAAUUGUACCAGGAACUGGGUUUGGCGGCCGUGGAGUUCUGCCUGGGGUCGCUACUGGAACAAACCUAAAUCCCAAAUCAAUUGGAGGACAACAGGGAGGCCAAGUCCCAGGAACCAGAGGGUUUGGUGGGCCAAUGCAGCCCGGUGUAUUUCAUGGUUACCCCCUCAAAUCUCCCAAAGCGCAAGGGGGCUAUGGUGCUAAGCCUGGAGGUGGCAAAGUUCCCUAUGGUUACGGGGGUUAUGGCGUUGGUGGAACUGGACUUCCAGGAGGAAAAGCUGGUCCUGGAUCAAAACCUGGCUAUCCUGUCGGAACUGGAGUGGGGCCUGGAGGCAUCUUACCUUCUCAAUCUAAAGCUGCUAAAUAUGGUGCUGGCGUUGGUGGCGUCGGUGGCUUUGGAGGCGUCAGGGGCGUUGGAGGCGUCGGUGGCGUUGGAGGCGUCGGUGGCGUUGGUGGCGUCGGAGGUGUCGGUGGCGUCGGAGGCGUCGGAGGCGUCGGUGGCGGUGGUGGACUAUACCCAGGGCAGGUGCCAGGAGGAUAUGGACCUGGGUCCAAGGCUGCUAAAUAUGGAGUACCAGGAGGAGUACCGGGAGGAGUACCAGGAGGAGUACCAGGAGGAGUACCUGGAGGUGCACCAAUUGGAGUACCAGGGGGAGGUGGAUACCUCCAACCAGGAAAAGCUGCCAAAUAUGGACUAGGCGGAGUUGGGGGAACGGGAGGAGUCGGAGGAACGGGAGUGGGAGGAAUAGGAGGAGUGGGAGGUGGAGGAUACUCUCCUGCAUCCAAGGCUGCUAAGUACGGCGUGGUACCAAGAGUUGGUGGAGGAGUCGGUGGUGCAGGAACACAGUUUAUACCUGGAUAUGGAUCUUUGACAGCUGGUGCCAAACCUCCAAAAUACGCUCCUCAAACAGGCCUUGGAGGAGUAGGAGUCCCUGGUGGAGCAGGACAGGUGCUACCCGGCGGUGGCUAUGGUGGUUAUGGAGGUGGUGCAGGGGUCAAACCUCCAAAGUAUGGAGUUCCAGGAGGAGUUGGAACGGGAUUUGGAUAUGCAGGACUGGGAGGAACAGGAGGAGCAGGAGGAGGGCCUUUUGUCCCAGCAGGGGGACAGUACUCUGCAGCAGCAAAAGCUGCCAAAUAUGGAGUUGCAACAGGAGGUGCUGGAACAGGAGUGGGAACAGGAGGAACAUUAGGAGCCCAGGGAGCCGGACAAUAUUCUGCAGCAGCCAAAGCAGCGAAAUACGGAGUCGCAGGUGGUGCUGGGACAGGACUGGGAACGGGUGGACUGGGAACAGGACUGGGAACAGGAGUACAAGGAGGUGGACAGUACUCUGCUGCUGCAAAAGCUGCUAAAUACGGUGGUGCUGGGACAGGACUGGUACCAGGAGUAGGAGGAGCAGGACUGGUACCAGGAGGAACAGGACUGGUACCAGGAGGAGGAGGACUGGUACCAGGAGUAGGAGGAGUACCAGGAGGUGGACAAUACUCUGCUGCUGCAAAAGCUGCUAAAUAUGUUACAGGUGGUGCUGGAACAGGACUGGUACCAGGAGGAGUAGGAGGAACAGGACUGGUACCAGGAGGAGUAGGAGGAACAGGACUGGUACCGGGAGGAGUAGGAGGAACAGGACUGGUACCGGGAGGAGUAGGAGGAGCACAAGGAGGUGUCGGACCUGGUGCGACUCCGGACACGUCCGUCGGCGGCACUGCAAAUGGCUCUGUACCGGCUGUGAAACCAGGGAAGGAAGUAGGUGUUGGCGGAACGCCUCAGCCAGGGCCAACUCCUAUCGCUGCACUUAAUAAGGCCCCAGAGGUCCCACAGCCCAGCGUUGGCACAACUGGUGGACAAGUUCAACCCGGUGCUGGAGUCAAACCACCAAAGCCAUAUGUACCAGUUCCAGGUGCAGGUGGAUACGGGUAUCCGUAUGGAGUUCCUUACGGUACCGGUACCAGCAUCGGCGCCGUGCCUGGGCAGGGAGCAGGAACAGGAGUGAAAUAUCCAGUUGCAGGAGGCAGAGUAGGAAUCCCUCUGGCUGCAGGAGGCUACCAAAUUGGACAGGCGGGAGCUGGUGGUGGAGUCAAACCACCCAAACCAGGUUAUGGUAACUUUGGAGGAGGAGGAGUAUAUCAGCCAGGUGGUGCAGGGACCGGACUGGGACCUGGAGGAGCAGCAGUCGCACCAGGAGGUGGACAGUACUCUGCUGCUGCAAAAGCUGCUAAAUAUGGUGUUCAGUCAGGAGUUGGACCAGGAGGAGUUCAAACAGGUGUGGUUCCUGGUUAUAGUGGAGGAUACCCUCAGCAGUACUACCCAGGUCAAUAUGCGCCAGCCCCACUGACCCCGCAACAAGCCAAGGCAGCAAAGUAUGGUGCGCUGCAGGGCUUCCUUGGCGGAGGAGGCGGCGGAGGAGGCGGAGGCUUUUACAGAGGUGGCGCUGCAGGAUGCCAGGGUAAAUACUGUGGGAGGAGGAAGUAGAGGGUCUCCAGAUCCAGUGACCUCAAGAAACCAUGGUGCUACUGCAUGAUCUAGAAUGUACAUUUUAUAUGCAAACAAAGCCCGAUUAGACAACCUGUAUAGAUGUUUGUUGUUGCUUACUUGACUUCAAUGUCUGUUUUUCUACAAACCCACCGACCCAGAAUUUUGUACACGUUCUGUUGUGAACAUACGUUAUAGAUAGAGCCUUUAGAUAAUCAUGUAUGUGUUCCAGUUAAUCAGCUUUAACUCUUUGCACUCCGUCACAGGAGUUAGAAAUGCUUUGUGUCUUCGGUGAGUGUGUGUGUGUGUGUUUUAUUGUGAUGAUCAGGCUGACCUUUGUGUUUUAAUCCCUAAAACAAGUGGACGAGUCCCACCCGUCCGAGCAGAACCCGUCGCCUCUCGGGGAGGGUUGGUUUGGUCAAAGCUCGCCCAAACGCUGAUCAGAUCUGUCCAAUCUGCUCCCCGCUCUUCCUCCGCUGCUAUUUUUAGCCGUGCCGAGUGUAAAGCGGCGGGAGCUUGCUCGGGCCAACCCAUCUGCUCUCUGAGAUUUUGCUGAUUCUUGUCGCUGUGCAGUGAAGUCUUCUCAGCACUUUCUGAUCUUCGAAGAGCAGAAAGCUGAAGGCAAUCGAAACGUCUUUUGAUGCUUUGCAGGGAGAGAAAAGCAGCCGGCUUUCAGUAGAUGUCAGGCUGACCUGGACUUUGUGUGGUUGAAUGUUGAGUGUGUAGUCUCAUUUAUGUUUUUUUGUUUGUUUGUUUUUUUUUGGACUCAUAGCUUUAUCGUUAUCAGGAAAGCAUAAAACAAGAACAAUCUUUUUGCAUUUAUCCUCUGUUACUAAUUAUUAUUACAGGCUUUGUUUAAUGGGGGAGGAUGUGUGUUUAUGUGAGGCAUAAAAAUCCUCUUGAUUAUUUACUUGAGCUGCUUUUAUCAGGCUUUACUGACCAAAGGUUUCUGAGUGCUGUUGCCGAUGUGACCGCAUCUCUCCAUGUGUAACUAUGUACUGUAUUUUUGACUAAUUUUGAUGUUAGCUGGCGUCAUUUUCUUUCACUCGGGGCUCCGUGAGAACUGUCUUUGAGCCUCGCCGGGUUGGACCAUGUCAGAUGUGACGUGGGAUGCUCUUCAUCUUUAUUUAAAACUGUUUUCAGAAGGAGGAACGGUGUGGUUUUGCACUUUUUUUUUUAAUGAUCUCCACGACACAUGCGACUCGAUCCUAGACAUCCUGGCAAUGUUUUUGCUUUAACAGAUAACAAAAUAAAUGUGUUUAAAGAAGUUG